CCAUCAUCAAACUAACUUGCUCAACUCUCAAUACCUGUUCCUGAGAAUCUAAGCUUUCAGUUUCUGUCGAACAUUAACUCCCAAGUAAUGGCGGCUGCUUCAUCAUCAUCUGUUUAUCACUCAAUCUUGUCUAACCAUGUCACUGGCCGUGUCCAAAGCCAACCACGAAGACAUGCUAGGUUUAGCGUUCGUUGCAUGGCCGAUGCGAAACAGCCACAGCAACCAUCAUCAACACCCAUGACAACCAGUAGUAGUACUACUCCACCACCGGCAACACAAGCUCCAAUGGCAACUCCUACUUUUCCACCACCACAGGCUGCACCUAAGAAGAUGAGCACGAAAUUCACAGAUUUAUUAGCAUUCAGUGGACCAGCACCAGAGAGAAUUAACGGCAGGCUUGCCAUGAUAGGCUUUGUUGCUGCCAUGGGAGUCGAGCUUGCUAGAGGAACUGACGUUGCCGCACAAUUGACCGAAGGAGGCCUUCCAUGGUUCAUUGGGACUAGUGUUGUGCUAUCUUUGGCUUCCCUUAUCCCAUUGUCUAAAGGUGUCAGCGUUGAAUCCAAAUCCGACGGGGUAAUGACAUCUAAGGCCGAGUUGUGGAAUGGUAGAUUCGCCAUGUUAGGUUUGGUUGCUCUGGUAUUUACCGAGUUUGUCAAGGGUGGGGCGCUUGUUUAACCACACAAUUGUUUCAUUGUAAUGCUUUUGUAGACCUCACUAAAAAUUCAAUGAUAGUGUAUUUAGAUUUUAGAACUUCAAUAUAACUUCCUGUGCGACUACUUUUUUUUUUUGAA
Messenger RNA from Papaver somniferum (opium poppy), 791 nucleotides. Its product is annotated as early light-induced protein 1, chloroplastic-like. The record is from RefSeq and is a predicted model, not a curated record. The transcript is spliced from 3 exons. Bases 88 to 675 code for a protein of 195 amino acids. Lineage: Eukaryota; Viridiplantae; Streptophyta; Magnoliopsida; Ranunculales; Papaveraceae.